Condylura cristata (star-nosed mole) is the source of this 3685-nucleotide messenger RNA. It is a transcript of the gene AARS2, whose product is annotated as alanyl-tRNA synthetase 2, mitochondrial. The coding region runs from base 1 to 2958 and encodes 985 amino acids. Gene Ontology annotation, cellular component: mitochondrion; cytoplasm. The transcript has 22 exons. Gene Ontology annotation, biological process: alanyl-tRNA aminoacylation; tRNA modification. Lineage: Eukaryota; Metazoa; Chordata; Mammalia; Eulipotyphla; Talpidae. The record is from RefSeq and is a predicted model, not a curated record. Gene Ontology annotation, molecular function: ATP binding; amino acid binding; nucleic acid binding.
AUGGCGGCGCCUGUGGCAGCUGCUGCCGGGCAGCUGCGAAGGGCUAUUCGGAGGUCGCCCCCAUGGCGGAACCCGAGCCGGCGGGUGCUCUCUUCCGAGCCCCCUGCAGUCCAGGCCACCGCCGUGCGGAAUACCUUCCUAAACUUCUUUCGGGACCGCCAUGGCCAUCGACUGGUACCCUCCGCUUCCGUGCGGCCCCGCGGCGACCCCAGUUUGCUUUUCGUCAACGCGGGCAUGAACCAGUUCAAGCCAAUCUUCCUGGGCACAGUAGAUCCACGAAGCGAAAUGGCAGGCUUCCGGCGCGUAGCCAAUAGCCAGAAGUGUGUGAGGGCUGGAGGACGCCACAGUGACCUGGAGGAUGUGGGCCGAGACCUCUCUCAUCAUACCUUCUUUGAAAUGCUUGGUAAUUGGGCCUUUGGAGGUGAAUAUUUUAAGGAGGAGGCUUGCAGCAUGGCCUGGGAACUGUUGACGCAAGUUUACGGGAUCCCUCAGGACAGGCUCUGGGUCUCCUACUUUGGUGGUGACCCUAAGGCAGGGCUGGACCCAGACCUGGAGAGCAGGGACAUCUGGCUCAGCUUAGGGGUUCCCACCAGCCAUGUGCUUUCCUUUGGACCACAAGAGAACUUCUGGGAGAUGGGGGACACUGGCCCCUGUGGACCCUGUACUGAGAUUCACUAUGAUCUGGCUGGUGGGGUGGGAACCCCCCAACUGGUGGAGCUUUGGAAUCUGGUCUUCAUGCAACACAACAGAGAGGCAGAUGGAAGCCUGCAGCCCUUGCCCCAGCGGCACGUGGACACAGGAAUGGGCCUGGAGAGACUAGUGGCUGUGCUGCAAGGCAGGCGCUCCACCUACGACACAGACCUCUUCUCCCCGCUGCUCAGUGCCAUACACCAGGGUUGCAGGGCACCCCCUUACUUGGGCCGAAUAGGGGCAGCAGACCAGGGGCGCACAGACAUGGCAUAUCGUGUGGUGGCUGACCACAUCCGGACACUCAGUGUCUGCAUCGCUGACGGCUUUUCCCCUGGGAUGUCAGGUGCCCCGCUGGUUCUUCGUCGGAUCCUCCGCCGAGCAGUGCGGUUCUCUACAGAGGUGUUGAAGGCCCCGCCUGGCUUCCUAAGCAGCCUAGUGCCUGUUGUGGUGGAGACACUGAGAGAUGCUUAUCCAGAACUGCAGAAGAGCUCCAUGCAGAUAGCCAGUCUGGUGUCAGAGAACGAGGCAGCCUUCCUGGCCUCCCUGCAGCGGGGCCGGCGGAUCAUCGAUCGAACCCUGAUGCGCCUGGGGCCUUCGGAUGUGUUCCCUGCCGAAGUGGCCUGGUCCUUGUCAGUGUCUGGGAACCUGGGGCUCCCCCUGGACCUCAUAGAGCUCAUGCUGGAAGAAAAAGGGGUGCAGAUGGACUCUGCUGGGCUGGCACGACUAGCUCAGGAGGAGGCCCAGCACAAGGCACGGCAGGCUGAGCCGAUUCAAGAGCAAGGACUCAGACUUGAUGUCCACUCCCUGGGGGAGCUGCAGCGGCGAGGCGUGUCCCCAACUGAUGACAGCCCCAAGUACAACUACUCUCUACGACCGAGUGGGGACUAUGAGUUCAGCACCUGUGAGGCCCAGGUGCUCCAGCUGUAUACAGAGGAUGGUACAGCGGUGGCCUCUGUGGGGGGUGGCCAACGGUGUGGCCUCCUCUUAGACAGGACCAGCUUCUACGCUGAACAGGGGGGUCAGACUUCAGACCGAGGCUACCUGGUGCGGGUAGGACAACAGGAUGUGUUGUUCCCAGUGGCCCGGGCCCAUGUCUGUGGGGGCUUCAUCCUACAUGAGGUGGUGGCCCCAGAGUGUUUGCAGGUGGGGGACCAGGUGCAGCUGCACGUGGAUGAGGCCUGGCGUCUGAGCUGCAUGGAGAAGCACACAGCCACUCACCUGCUCAACUGGGCACUGCGGCAGACCCUGGGCCCCAGCACGGAGCAGCGAGGCUCCCAUCUCAGCCCUGAGCGACUGCGCUUCGACGUGGCCACUCAGGUCCCGCUGACCCCAGAGCAGCUCCAGGCAGUGGAGGGCGCUGUGCAGCAGGCAGUGGAGCAGGAUGAAGCUGUGUACAUGGAGGAGGUGGCCCUGAAGCUCACUGCUCAUGUUCCUGGCCUGCGCUCGCUGGAUGAGGUAUACCCAGACCCUGUGCGGGUGGUGUCAGUGGGGGUGCCAGUGGCCCAUGCGCUGAACCCCGCCUCCCAGGCUGCACUGCAGACCUCCGUGGAGCUGUGCUGUGGGACCCAUCUGCUACGAACAGGAGCUGUAGGGGACCUGGUCAUCAUCGGGGAGCGCCAGCUUGCCAAGGGAACGACCCGCCUGCUGGCGGUCACUGGGGAGCAGGCCCAGCAGGCCCGAGAGGUGGGCCAGAGUCUGGCCCAAGAGGUAGAAGCAGCCGCAGAGCGUCUGAGUCGGGGCAGCCGGGACGUGGCAGAGGCACACCAGCUGUCCAAGGACAUGGGACGCCUCACUGAUGCUGUUGACACGGCUGUGAUGCCCCAGUGGCAGCGGCGGCAGCUUCAGGCCACACUGAAGGCGCUGCAGCGGCGAGCCAACACUGCCAUCCGCAAGCUGGAAAUGGGGCGGGCUGCACAGAAAACCCAGGAGCUGCUGGAGCGGCACUCAGGGGAGCCAGUGAUUGUGGACACAGUUUCUGCUGAGUCCCUUUCCGUGCUGGUGAAGGUGGUACGGCAGCUGUGCGAGCGGGCACCUAGCACGUCUGUGCUACUGCUCAGCCCCCAGCCCCUGGGGCGUGUGCUCUGUGCCUGCCAGGUGGCCCAGGGGACUGCACCAGCCUUCACAGCAGAGGCCUGGGCACUGGCUGUAUGCAGCCACAUGGGGGGCAAGGCCUGGGGCUCUCGAGUGGUGGCCCAGGGCACCGGAAGCACUGCUGACUUGGAAGCUGCCCUCAGCACAGCCCGAGCCUAUGCCCUCAACCAGCUCUGACCCACGGCCCCCCAGGACUCACAUGAACUAAAGAGACAGGGAUAGGCUGGUUCCAGGAGCUCUGAAGCAACCAGCAGAACUCCCCCCGGUCUGAAGCCAAGGACUGGAGGCUAGAGGCCAAAGCACCUGAGCAGAAGGCCACCGCGGGCCAAGCCCUGUACGGACUAAUGGAGAUGCAGGCUGGGAAGGCAGAAGCAGGCUCAGGGAUACACCCCCACUCUGUGACUGAAGACACCUGCUAUGCUGGCUGUGAUUACUCAUUAGAGAGUAUUCCACUAAGGACAGGAGACUCCAAACCUUCUUUUAUUUAAAAAAAAAAAAAGUAGACCUCCCUCCACCCAAGCAACCUGGAAUGGGGUGCAAACCUGGACAUGGAAGUACCAACCAGUCUGAUCCCUCACAAUGGACAACGAAAUCAGAACCAUCUUCAUUGUCACUAGUGCCCAGGCAGGCUCUAUGCCAUUCUGUUCUGGGCACCAACAAAGACCGGCCACCCAGAUUCAGAACUGUCAUGAAAGGCAUUAUAGCAGGACAGAGCUUCUCUGGUGUCACUUACCUCGUUAAUGUCAGUGACAUCUUUUUAAUGAAGGCCCUGCCAAUUUAUGGUAAAGUGAGCAACAGCCACAGUUAGUUGCUGAAACUAGGGAGAGGAACAAGCAGGCAAAAAUUCUUGCUCCUUUGGAGCUUACUUCUGGGGAAACAGACAAUAAAGAGAAAGAAGAAUGUG